Molecule: messenger RNA, 1011 nt
Organism: Nicotiana attenuata
Lineage: Eukaryota; Viridiplantae; Streptophyta; Magnoliopsida; Solanales; Solanaceae
Exons: 3
Coding region: 1-1011 (336 amino acids)
Molecular function (GO): zinc ion binding
Source: RefSeq, a predicted model, not a curated record
AUGAUUUCAAUUUCAAAGGAUGCAAAUAACCAAAUUUUCCCACUAGCCUUUGGAAUAGCAGAAUCUGAAAAUAACAAUUCCUAUGAGUGGUACUUUAGUCAGCUUCGCAGUGCAAUUGGGAGCCGUAAGAAUUUAAUUUUUUUAUCAGACAAGCAUCAAGCUAUUGCAUAUGGCAUUGCAAAGGUAUAUCCUGAAAGCCAUCAUGGGAUUUGCAUCUAUCAUUUGGAGCAGAACCUAAAGCGAAGGAAGGUGAAAAGUAAGGUCAUAAAACUUUUCCAAAGUGCUCCAAGAGUAUACAGGCGCAAAGAAUUUGAUCUAUACAUGUCAGAUAUCGCAAAAGUAGAUAAGAAGACUUAUGACUACUUGAUGGAAGAACCACCGGAAAGGUGGACACGUUCUUGUAGUCCACGACGAAGAUAUGAUAUGCUCACAACAAACAUAGUUGAGUCAAUGAAUUCUGUCCUAUUAGAAGCAAGGGAGCUGCCUAUAUUAAGAAUGAUGGAUUUCAUUCAAGUGAAGCUACAACGUUGGUUUUAUGAAAGAAGAAAUGAAGCAGAAGGAACUCUUUAUGAUGUUUCUUGUUGGGUCUUCCCUGUUGAUUCAUGGCGUUCUAGAGUUGAAGAAGAAGGAAUAACUUUCUUGGUGGACUUAAACAAAAGAACAUGUGAUUGUUUUCAGUUUCAAUUUGAUGAAUUACCAUGCAUACAUGCAAUUGCAGCUAUCGAGAAGAGAAACAUCAAGAAGUCCAACUUUUGUUCGCACUGGUACUUAAAGGAAUCUUGGCUGAAAACAUAUGAAAGACAAAUGCAUCAUGUAGGACAUACUGAUUCUUGGAUUGUACCAGAGAGUGUUAGGUCACAAAUUCUUAAACCUCUAGAUUUCAAUGUGCAACCAGGUAGAAGGCAGAAGAAAACACAUAUUCCAGCUACCGAGUCAUCAAAAAUAACAUUCAAAUGUGGUUGUUGCAGAAGAAUUGGUCAUAAUAGAACAGCUUAUGUCCGAAUUUUCUAA